This is a messenger RNA of Gastrolobium bilobum, 598 nucleotides long. Its product is annotated as chaperone protein dnaJ 11, chloroplastic-like. The transcript has a single exon. Bases 60 to 515 code for a protein of 151 amino acids. The record is from RefSeq and is a predicted model, not a curated record. NCBI's taxonomy places the organism in Eukaryota, Viridiplantae, Streptophyta, Magnoliopsida, Fabales, Fabaceae.
CCAGUCUCUUGCACCCCAAGCCUUAUCCACUUUCAAUUUCCCUACCCAAAAAGUACCAUAUGUUUUCUGUCUCCUUAAUCAACCCCUUAUUCUUAUCCAGUAAUAUCAAAUCCUCCAAUAGUAGAAAAAGUUCCUAUCUUUCAAGAAAAAUUGUUGCCAUUCAUACCACAGUUGAAAACAGAGGACCCUGUUCUUGUGCAACAAAGAUGAGUUCCCUCUAUGAGGUGCUUGGAAUUUCAAUGGGUGCAAGCUGCAUCGAAAUUAAGUCUGCUUAUAGAAAGCUGGCAAGAACAUGUCACCCUGAUGUUGUAGCAAUGAAUCAGAAGGAAAGCUCAAGUAACCAGUUUAUGAUGAUCCAUUUAGCAUACUCAACUUUGUCUGACCCAGAUAAGCGUGCUCGAUAUGAUAGAGAAAUCUAUGAACACAGAAGACCAGCUACUGUAACUUCCAUGUCAGGAAGAUAUCGGACAUAUUCCCAUGCCGGAAGGAAAUGGGAAACGGAUCAAUGUUGGUAGUUGAUCGUGUAAAAUAUUAACCAUGUUCUUUUCUUUUCUGUUCCUUUUUUUUGUAUAAUAUAGCCAUAUUAUUUUCCCUCUUA